This is a messenger RNA of Andrographis paniculata, 989 nucleotides long. RefSeq names its product sulfhydryl oxidase 2-like. The record is from RefSeq and is a predicted model, not a curated record. Bases 145 to 822 code for a protein of 225 amino acids. Lineage: Eukaryota; Viridiplantae; Streptophyta; Magnoliopsida; Lamiales; Acanthaceae. Gene Ontology annotation, molecular function: protein disulfide isomerase activity; flavin-dependent sulfhydryl oxidase activity. The transcript has 6 exons. Gene Ontology annotation, cellular component: Golgi membrane. Gene Ontology annotation, biological process: protein folding.
UAGCUAGUAAUUUAAUAUCCCAAACUUCAAUUUCAAGCCGUCGGAUUACUCUGUUCACAUCGCCAGUCAACAAGUAAAAAGGAUGUGCCUAUCGUUCCGCUCGCCAAAACCUAUCCGAGUAGUUAAGCAGUGCGAGAAUUCAUCAUGUCGUCUGUGGUUUCGAUCAUUGUAUUUAUUUUGGCAGUGUGCAGGUCAAACGCCGGAGCAUCGUCGCCGGAGAUUUCGCGUCCGUUCGCCGUUGGACCUCGGUCGAUUCUGAGAUCAAUCGAGAGCGAUAAAGCUGAGAAGACUGAUUACGCUGUGCAAUUGAACGCCACGAGCUUCGAUUCAGUGCUUAAGGAAACUCGCGCUAGUUAUGUGAUUGUUGGAUUCUUCGCGCACUGGUCCCCUGCCUGCUGGAAUUAUAAACCGCAAUAUGAGAAGGUUGCUAAGCUUUUUAACGGAGAAGAUGCUGUUCACCCGGGGAUCAUAUUGAUGACAAGAGUGGAUUGUGCCUUAAAGAUCAAUACUGAUCUCUGCAAUAACUUCUCAAUUGUCUACUUCCCUAAGCUUCUUUGGGGCCCUUCUUCUAAGUUUGUGUUUGGGAAUUGGAAUCCAAAACUAGAUAAGAGUGAAAUACGUUCCAUUGGCAACGGACGUACUGCAGAACGACUGCUAAGUUGGAUUAACAAGCAACUUAAUAGUUCAUAUAGUUUGGAUGAUAAAAGGAUUACGAAAAUGAGCAGCAUGUUCAUGCAAAUACUUCCAGAUCCUGGACAGAUUGCAGAUGAUGGUGUAUACGAAGUUGAGGAGCAACCUCUACAGCUUUUGAAAUCAUUUUAAAGAAAGGACCUGAUUUCUUAAAGAAGACCUUGGUUUAAGUUCUUAAAGAUGGUAAUGAUCAACUUCAUACGGAUCUCACAUCUUUCUUCAAAUUAUUUAAUAUGCAUAUAUUAUCUAUAUUGUACACUUAUAAUAUACAGAUAAUGCAUAUUGUCUUGUUUGUUUAA